AUGAGCAACGAUUUGGAGUGGAAAGUGACGCGGCUCAUGGAGAUGGGAGCAUCGAGGUCAAUGGCAAAGAGGGCUGUCGCUCAGGAUCCGCAAGGAGAUGUCGAGGAUGCCGUGAGAUGGAUCAUCAGCAAUCUCGACCAAGGAAACCAGUCAGUGACAGAACAAGUCCCGUCUCAUGCUGUUGGACGAGCCAAUGAUUUGUUUUCUGUCUGCAGCAAUCUUGACGACGAUGCCAAAGAUACAGCCAAAAUUGCUUUCCCUGCUGUUCGUAAUCCCUGGAAAGAAUCUCGGACUUCAUCGGAGCUCCUCGGAAGCUGUGCGUAUUUGUUUCUGCCCUUGUGA
This is a messenger RNA of Guillardia theta CCMP2712, 342 nucleotides long. RefSeq lists its product as hypothetical. Gene Ontology annotation, molecular function: protein binding. The transcript has 3 exons. The record is from RefSeq and is a predicted model, not a curated record. NCBI's taxonomy places the organism in Eukaryota, Cryptophyceae, Pyrenomonadales, Geminigeraceae. The coding region runs from base 1 to 342 and encodes 113 amino acids.